Messenger RNA from Daphnia pulicaria, 2481 nucleotides. Its product is annotated as sphingomyelin phosphodiesterase 4-like. Bases 71 to 2416 code for a protein of 781 amino acids. Lineage: Eukaryota; Metazoa; Arthropoda; Branchiopoda; Diplostraca; Daphniidae. Gene Ontology annotation, molecular function: sphingomyelin phosphodiesterase D activity. Gene Ontology annotation, biological process: ceramide biosynthetic process; glycerophospholipid catabolic process; sphingomyelin catabolic process. The transcript has 12 exons. The record is from RefSeq and is a predicted model, not a curated record.
GCCAUUGGAUAAAAUCAUAUGGCGUUCUAAAGACGUCUGCUGGUCGUAAUCUGGCAGUUCAAAAAGAAACAUGUCUCUUCAGUUGCCGGCAAUAGUUCGGCUUACAAAUGCUGCGAAAACAACGGUGUACCAUUGGUGCGAAGAAGUUGGCAGAAUUGUUGAUGAAUACGGCGUGAAGGAACUGCAGAAUGUGUUGCCCUUGAUUACGGACACCCUUUUUGAACUGCACAUUCAGUCAGGAUGGAGUUUGAGAACCUUGACUAAAGCCAAUAAUCCCCGUGAUUUUGAUGUUGUGGCUCACUUGCUUUCUCCUAGAGGACCUGUAAUACAUCUUUGCUACAAGCUACUUGGGGACAGCACAAUCAAAUAUGAAUUCCCACUUAGUUACAUACCAGUUGCGACUCGGCAUCUGCUUGAGGAGGGAGUGUUGCCGUCAUUUUAUGUGGGAAAGCUACAGUAUCAUCCCCAUCUUAGAGUACCCUCAUCCCUCGUUCUAAACUCAUUUGAAUACUACAUAAUGCACUUUUUGUACUACCUCGUCAAUCCAAGUCUUCAAAAAUAUGCCACAACUUCUUGUGGGAGUGAUUCUGUUUACUUCACGAUACUGGAGGAGUACUUACAGUACUUUUUACCUUUAAGUGGAUGUGAUCCAGAAAUGAUCCCAGUACCAUCUCAGGUAUCACCGUACGGUUCCCCUGUUUAUUCUACUCCUCCAAAACCAAGAUUCGAGACUUCGGUAAGACAGAUGACUCCUUCGUUGCUCAAGAAAUCCUCUCUCACACCUAGUAGUAGUGGAGCUGGGGCCAGUUCACUAACAGCUGAGAGAACUUCGCAUCACGACGCAUGGCGUACCAUGAUGAUAUUGCAGGCGAUCAACGAAUUGUGGUUAAGUCACGUAACGUCAAAAGAAAAUUCAAACUUACAAGCCGGAAGUUCUCCUAGAAGUCAAAUCAAUGUUCUUCAGGCUGUGGUUUUCCUUCCCAGCUUAGAUCAUUUGAGAGCUGUAAGAGUACUGAUAAAACAUCUCCAUUACUUUUCAAAUAGCGUAGGACCCAAUAUUAUAUCCGGAGUGGAUGAGUUAAAGAGAACGGUGUGGACCUAUUUUCAGAAAAAGCUGUACGUUUUCCUACGGCAUACUCUUGAACAUUGGCCCCUGGACGCCUCAUUCCGUCUUUUUCUAGAAACUUGGUUAAGUUACAUUCAGCCAUGGCGGUAUGUCUCCAACGCACCGAAAGUAAAUGACAACGAUAAAGUUGUUGAUUGGAAAUGGCAAAAUUUCGUUGCCGAAAAUCUUCUUUUCUACACCCUCUUUCUACAAAAAGUCAUCCUGAGGUUUUUACGUGUCGAACUUUCAUCGCCGAAAAAUUGCUUGAUGCUCUACAGAAUUUCCAAAGUUUACUCUCAGAGAAACCUCAAAGAAAUGAUUUCCGUUGCAGAGCGGUCAUUGAACGAGGGGAUUUCAGCGUCUAAAAGUGGCAGCAGUUCACAUGUCGCCGUGAGCGUCCGCCAAUACAUCAAUGAUUUGGAAAAUCCAUCGUUUAAUUAUGUGCCACUCUUUGGACAAGAAACCACACUACAGAUCCGAACCAUUUUGGCAUGUUCGGCGAGAGUUAAAUCAAAUCUUAGGUUAGCGACACUACCUGUAACUCUCGGGAAGAAACAGAGCACCUUUUCGUGGUUAUGCGAUUGGCUCAUGAUAUCUGGGUCCACCACCUCAGACGAGAAUGGAGAAGACAUAAAAAAGGCGUUAAAUCACUUGGAACAAUCGUCUGCCCAGCUCGCCGCUUUCUUUGACGUGGAAAUCCCUUCCGAACCUGAACCCGAUUCUGUACUUCAAACGUCAUAUGGAAGUCCAUCCGUUUUCCGGACGCCUGUUCGUGGAUUACAAGAUUCGGCUUCUGGAACAUCGAUGUUAGGAUCACCUUUCAGUCCUCAAAAACGCUAUGAUUUGACAUACGGUGGUAAUCCGGACACACAACCCAUCCGCAGCUAUGAAAUCGCAUUCCUCGUCCGCAUAUUUAAUCAAAUUUGUAGCAACAUUAAUGAAAAGUUCGGACCAGAGCUGGAACAGUCGUACGAUCGACCUGAUUUCGUCGGGCGCGUCGUUCGGCAGUUAUUGGUUCCGCCGACUACUUAUCAAGAGGUGGUGAAACACUACGGAACUCCGAGAAAUAUCCAGAAGCGCUUAGGUCCGCGUGUGUGUCUUCGGAAGCUUGCAAGCCAACAGGUGGUCGGUUACGUGUUGGGCGUUUUCAUUUUGGCAUAUUCUUUUGGAUGGCCCCCCGAGAUUCUGUUGCUGUUGCUGGCAUCUUGUGUGUGUGCUGUUAUAUUUGUUCGAGCUUCUUUAGAGACUUGGCGAGAAUCUGGCGGCCGUAUUUCUAUCGAUGCCGAAGAUUCUUAUGCAGAUCGCUAUUGAAUUCGUCUUUUGUAACUGUUUAAAUCACAGAUCCAUUUCAUCCCAUACACGAAAUUACAAUUAAA